AUGUUACAGGACAAUCAAACAGACAACAGAAUAGGUCAAACGGAACGCGUGAUACUAUCUCCUUUACCGUCUGAAAACAACAAGCUUCUAGAUGCAGAAGAUCCGCUAAACCAGGAAGUACAUGACUAUUGUUCAGAUGACAGCGUUAAAGACCCAAAUUACGUAAAUACUGAUGACUAUUAUUUCGAUUUUGACCAUAGUGACUUAAAUAGUAAGAAACGCGCAAAGCGAUUUAAAAGAAAUAAGUUUGCUGAAAACAUCGAUCCCAUGAUUUCAGUUGCGACUAAAAAUUCAAGUUCAAGUCAAAUUAGUACGCCCAAUUCUCACCAAAAAAUUAAUUAUUCAAACAAGCCCAAACCAGGUCCUUCAAAAAUAUCGUAUAUACCAAAAAGUAGUUCAUCUAGUUCAAGCUCUUCUUCGGACUCUUCUGACAGUUCAUCAUCGUCUAGCGAUUCUUCAGACACGGAAGAGAAUGCAAAAAGAGUUGAGGAACAAGUUACAGAACCAGAUACAGAAAAAAAUACAGAAAUGGAUAGAGAACCAGAUAGAGAAUAA
Parnassius apollo (apollo) is the source of this 555-nucleotide messenger RNA. NCBI's taxonomy places the organism in Eukaryota, Metazoa, Arthropoda, Insecta, Lepidoptera, Papilionidae. The record is from the annotation of a GenBank genome assembly.